This is a messenger RNA of Lathyrus oleraceus (garden pea), 2083 nucleotides long. Its product is annotated as protein BONZAI 3. The record is from RefSeq and is a predicted model, not a curated record. Gene Ontology annotation, biological process: cellular response to calcium ion. NCBI's taxonomy places the organism in Eukaryota, Viridiplantae, Streptophyta, Magnoliopsida, Fabales, Fabaceae. Bases 61 to 1887 code for a protein of 608 amino acids. Gene Ontology annotation, molecular function: calcium-dependent phospholipid binding. Gene Ontology annotation, cellular component: plasma membrane. The transcript has 17 exons.
AUCGAUCUUUGAGUGAGAGUUUUGUAUCUGAGAUUGAAAAGAAGGAAAUUAGGGUUUAAAAUGGGAGGUUGUUUCUCAGACGUAAAAGGAGCGAAAGAAGCAGUUGGUGGUGUGAAUCAGAAAGCAACGAACAACAACAAUGACGCUGUUGAUUUCUUCUAUACAUCUCAAGGUUUUCAGCCAUUGUUCACCAGAGUCGAGUUAUCUUUUUCAGCAUCUGACUUACUUGAUAUGGACAUUACAUCAAAGAGUGAUCCUAUGCUUGUUGUAUAUGCAAAGAAAGGAGGUGGCAAAUUGGAAGAAUUAGGACGAACUGAAGUUAUAACGAAUUGUUUGAAUCCAGAAUGGAUAGAAAAAAUUAAUAUGGCAUUUCAUUUCGAGAUUGUGCAACCACUUGUAUUUCAGGUGUAUGACAUUGACACAACAUAUCAUGGCGUUUCCACUAAGGAGUCAUCAAAAUCAGAAUCAAUUCUAGUAGAUCAAGAAAAAACUACACUUGACCAGACCCACAAACAAAUUCUAUUGUCUAAAUCAAAGACACUAAAACUGAAAGAUCAAGAUUUCAUUGGAGAAGCGAGUUGCAAUUUAUCAGAGAUAGUGACCAAACAAAACCGCAGCUUGACCUUAAAGCUUCAAAGCAAAAGAGAGAAUACUGUUCAAAGAAAUCUUGGAUCAGUUACCAUUCAUGCUGAGGAGACUGUUGCUUCAAGGAAUGUUGUUAAGAUUAGCUUCCGUUGUUCUCGCUUGGACAACAAAGAUGUUUUUUCUAAAAGUGAUCCUUUUCUAAGGGUAUCAAGAAUGGUUGAAACCGGAGGUUCUAUUCCUAUUUGCAAGACGGAAGUUAUAGAUAACAAUUUAAAUCCAAAAUGGAAUCCGGUUUCUCUUAAUUUCCAGCAAUUUGGAAGUAAAGAGACUCCAUUAGUUAUCGAGUGUUUUGACUUCAAUAGGAGUGGAAACCAUGCAUUUAUCGGUAAAAUGCAGAAGUCAAUUGCAGACCUUGAAAAGCUAUAUAAUGAGAGGAAAGGUGCGAAUUUUGUUGUGCCAUCGAAACGCCGUGGACAAGAUAAGAUUUUAAAGAGUCAACUCUUUGUGGAUCAAUAUAUUGAAAAAGAACAAUUCAGUUUUAUUGAUUACAUAUCUAGUGGAUUUGACCUCAACUUCAUGGUUGCAAUAGACUUCACUGCUUCCAAUGGAAAUCCUCAACAGCCAGAUUCUUUGCAUUACAUCAAUGCAUCCGGUCGGUUAAACGCAUACCAAAAGGCUAUAAUGGAGGUCGGAGAAGUUAUUCAGUUCUAUGAUUCUGAUAAGAUGUUUCCUGCUUGGGGAUUUGGAGGAACUGUACAAAGUGGUGCAUUAUCUCAUUGUUUUAAUCUGAAUGGAGGAGCUCCAGGUUGCUCUGAGGUGGAAGGAGUUGAAGGCAUAAUGGAUGCUUAUGCUAGUGCUUUACACACAGUCAGACUGUCAGGACCGACUUUAUUCGGCCCGGUUAUCAACAUGGCUGCACAGAUGGCUACAGAGUCUCUUUCGUCGUAUAACAGCACUAAAUACUAUGUAUUGCUUAUCAUAACGGACGGAAUUGUUACUGAUCUUCAAGAAUCAAUAAAUGCGGUGGUUAACGCAUCUGAUCUUCCCCUAUCGAUACUUAUAGUUGGCGUUGGAGGCGCUGAUUUCUCCGGCAUGGAGGUAUUGGAUGCUGAUAGUGGACCUCGAUUAAGAAGUUCUACUGGUCGUGUAGCGGCGCGAGAUAUAGUGCAGUUUGUCCCAAUGAGAGAAGUUCAAAGAGGACAAAUAUCUGUUGUGCAAGCUCUUUUGGAAGAAUUGCCUGAUCAGUUUUUAAGUUUCAUGAGGAGUAGAGAUAUCAAACCAAUCCCUUCCAAUUUCUCUUAAACAUUCAAAAUUCCUUAGAUUUUACAAUUAGAGAUCACCAAGAUUUUUUCUAUCUAUAGAUAGUUGAUCCAUAAAAUUCCUUAGAUUUUAAGUGGCAAUUUUUGUGUUGGAUGAAGAUGAAACUUUGAGUCUGCACAAUAUAAUUGCAUUUAUUUUUAAAAAUAUUUAUAGAUAGGAGGAUAUGAAUCUCUUUAGA